Messenger RNA from Columba livia (rock pigeon), 4167 nucleotides. It is a transcript of the gene GALNS, whose product is annotated as galactosamine (N-acetyl)-6-sulfatase. The coding region runs from base 87 to 1643 and encodes 518 amino acids. Lineage: Eukaryota; Metazoa; Chordata; Aves; Columbiformes; Columbidae. The record is from RefSeq and is a predicted model, not a curated record. Gene Ontology annotation, molecular function: arylsulfatase activity; N-acetylgalactosamine-6-sulfatase activity. The transcript is spliced from 14 exons.
GGCACCGCCUCUACCGGCCCCCAGGCCCCGCCCCUCCCGCGCAGUCACGUGAGGCGUCUCUCACGUGACUCGGGGAGGCGGUUGCCAUGGCGAGCGUGGUGCUGGUGCUGCUGUGGCUAUGGCUGUGCUGGGCCCUGGGACCCGCCGCGGCCUCUGCGCCGCCCAAUAUCCUCCUGCUCCUCAUGGACGAUAUGGGUUGGGGCGACUUGGGAGCUUUCGGAGAGCCUUCCAAGGAAACUCCUAACUUAGACCAGAUGGCUUCGGAAGGGAUGCUUUUUCUGGAUUUUUAUACUGCCAACCCCCUCUGUUCUCCAUCAAGGGCAGCGCUGUUGACGGGCCGUCUCCCGGUGAGGAAUGGUUUUUACACCACGAAUGCACAUGCCAGAAACGCGUACACACCACAGGAUAUAGUCGGAGGAAUCCCAGAUUCUGAGUUACUGCUUCCAGAGUUGCUGAAGAAAGCUGGCUACACCAAUAAGAUCAUUGGCAAAUGGCAUCUGGGUCACAGGCCCCAGUUCCACCCCCUGAAACAUGGGUUUGAUGAAUGGUUUGGAUCCCCGAACUGCCAUUUUGGACCUUUUGAUAACAGGGCACUUCCCAAUAUCCCCCUGUAUAGGGACUGGGAAAUGAUUGGCAGAUAUUAUGAAGAUUUCAAAAUUGAUCUGAAGACAGGUGAAGCCAACUUGACUCAGAUCUACCUGCAGGAAGCUCUCGAUUUUAUUAGCAAGCAGCAGGCCAGCCAGCAGCCAUUCUUUUUAUACUGGGCAAUUGAUGCUACCCAUGCUCCUGUUUAUGCCUCCAAACAGUUCCUGGGCACUAGUCAGAGAGGACUAUAUGGGGAUGCUGUGCGGGAAAUUGAUGAUAGCAUUGGAAAAAUCCUGAAACAUCUUCAGAAGCUGGGGAUCAGCAACAACACUUUUGUGUUCUUCACCUCUGAUAACGGGGCUGCUCUCAUUUCAGCUCCUAAACAAGGAGGAAGCAAUGGUCCUUUUCUGUGUGGCAAACAAACCACCUUUGAAGGUGGCAUGAGGGAGCCGGCUAUCGCCUGGUGGCCCGGACAUAUACCUGCAGGAGGGGUCAGUCACCAGCUGGGCAAUGUGAUGGAUCUGUUCACCACCAGCCUCUCCCUGGCGGGACUGCAGCCUCCCAGUGACAGACAGAUUGACGGCAUCGACCUUUUACCUGCCAUCUUGCAGGGCAAGCUAAUUGACAGGCCCAUAUUCUAUUAUCGUGGCAACGAGAUGAUGGCGGUGAGAGUCGGGCUUUACAAGGCUCACUACUGGACCUGGAGCAACUCCUGGGAGGAAUACAGCAAGGGCAUUGAUUUCUGUCCUGGGCAGAACGUCUCCGGAGUGACAACACAUACACAGGAGGAACACACGACUCUGCCGCUGCUCUUCCACCUGGGGAGGGACCUUGGAGAGAAGUACCCAUUAAGCUUUACCAGUGAAGAAUACCAAAGUGUCAUGGAGCGAAUAUCCGUUGUUGUCCAGCAGCACAAAGUGACGAUGGUGCCAGGGGAGCCGCAACUUAACGUGUGCGACAAGGCCGUCAUGAACUGGUCUCCUCCAGGCUGUGAGAAGCUGGGAAAGUGCCUGACACCACCCAAGCCUGAUCCUAGGAAGUGCUUUUGGCCUCACUGAUCUCUGCAGUUCUCAAGAGCUACACAGAGAAGCUAUAACCAGCUGGACACAGGGUUUACAAAGCGUGUCUUCUCAUGUUGGCACUCCUGUUUACACAGAAAGGGUGUGAUGUAUCUAUGAUAUCAUCAUUUGCUCUUCCAAAAGGGCCAGUGUUUAUAUUGCUAGUGCUCAGGGUUUAGCCUGGACUCCUCUGUUGUUUCAGUUGUUUCCGUAAAUGGUAACUUCUGAGUGAAGACUCUUUCAACUGUAAAAGCUCUCUGGACAACCACAACUCUGCCACCACCCCAGAAACGCCGUGGACGCAUCGUUCCUCUUCCUUCUUCCACCCAACCUGCUCUCUCAAACCAUUGCUCGUUUGGAUGCCCCAGCAGCAGCCAUGGGGAACUGUUCAGGAAACACAGAGCCACCAGAAAGCCCUGCCCAAGCUGCCCUUGUUUUGCUUGCCUGUCACUUGUUGGUUUAACAUUUGAUUUCCAUUGUGAACUCUUUGGACACCGACUUAUUUUUCUUUUCUCCGUAAGCUUGCAAGCACUGGGUGCAGCUGUAUGGCCCAGAGCACUGCUGUGCAUCGCUGGGUGCAAGCGAGUGCUCCCACCCUCCCUUCCUUCCAUCUGGAGCUGCAAACAUUCCCUAGGUAAUGGUAUGAAAAAAUCUGAAGAUAGUGUUUGUGUAAGUAUUGCCUUAUUGAUGGUGUGCAGGAUAUUCUUAGGGCACUGGGGGUCAGUUGUUCAUUUAAAGGGUUUUCUUCAUUUCCAAAAACCCAAGUCCAAAUAUGGUUUAAGUCACACUUCUAGUCUCAUGAUCUGGGCCCAGCCAACUGCAGGCUCAGAAAUGCCCGUUUACAUCAGACGUUAACUCUUGACCCUGUUUCCAGCGUGCGCUCUCUGAGGAAUUCUCCUUGUGCAAACUUUCCACAGCCUGGGUGUAGCACUUCUUUAAACAGAGUUCACGGUAAAUGCCGAUCCUUCGCACAAUUUCACAUUGCAAAUUUCUCAUCUGCCUUUCAGCCUGUUUCACACCCUUUGCUAUGGCUAAAAAACAUGUCUGGAACAAAACCGAGCAAAGUUACUCUGAGGCAUCAGGGGAGCAGCUAGAACAACACUGAAAGUGCUGUUUGCAGCACCGACAGCCCCGCUUCCACCCCUCCGGGAUUUUAUAAGUACACGUGCCCUCUCUGUGUGGUGUGGUGCUGCAUUGGGAAAAAUCGAGGCACUCUGUACGUGCAAACAGCCCUUCUUCUUUCCCAAGCAAAGCUCGGGGCUGAUUUGAAACAGGCUGAGAACUCUGCUCUGUGUCUGUGCUGCUGCUCUGGGCUGCUUCUUACCCUCCCCUCAUCCCAAACACUCUCCUUCUCUCUGUUCCCAUGGUUUAUGCCACCUGUAAUCCCCUCCUCAGUAAUUCCUAGUGUAUAUCUCAUGAAGCUGGAUAAUCCUAUAAGAUUGUAAUAAGAACAGCACUUGAGUCGGCUCUUACUGUUCCACCUGUCAGGAGUCACAGCCUUCAUCAGCUGGCAGAGCCUCUGCAUCUCUCUGCACAUCUGCAAAUGGUGCUUGUUGAUAGUCUGAGCUGCUUUACGAUGUUCCUAAUUGUCCUUCCAGUAUACCAAGGCAUUUCCUGUUCAUCCAUAACAUUUCUCCUUGUUUUGACAUAGUGGGGAUAGCUCAAGUCUUGGGGGAUUCUGAUCAGCCUGUUCUUCAGUCAGGACUUGCAGCAGUCAUGUGUGUCCAUCAGCACAGGAGACCAAACAAAAAUCAAUAGCUUCCCGUUUUCUGGGUGUUGUCCACCUCUGCUUUAGUGCUUCUGUCACCCAGAAUUGUUCAGAGCCCUGCAGUCCACAAAUAGCAGCAGAUGAAGAUACCACCAGUGGAGGGAGUCCAGCGCUGCAGCUCUGAAAACCCUCGUCAGCUCUCAGAUCCCGAUGAACGCGCCUGCUGCGAAUUGUAACGGCGCUUUGUCUUUCUGUGUCCUGCUUAUUGAGAGGUCACGUCGCAGGGUGGCAGCUCAGCAGCUCGGCACCAGCCCAGACGCGUUUCUCAGCUCUUUGCAUCCGCAGAACGCACGUCGUGAGCACACGGGCUGCCCUGUGUCCCCCACCUGCCGCUUCGUCCUUCACUCUUUCACAGCUUGCAGGUUUGAAAAUCUUGCUUUUUCCCUCUUGCUUGGACAAGCCAUCCUGUCCUCAGCGCACCCGGUGUUUGUUUGGUUGCCCAGCACACAAAGUCCUCAUUCCUCAUUGAAAUAAUUUCCCUGUGCAUAAAUUCUGGAUGUAAACUUCACACUAGAAAGCUGGCUGCUAUAAGUGAGUCGACUUCAUGUCUGUUUAUUAUCUGCUUCAUGUCCCUUUAUUAUAAAAGAUCAAAGCUUAAUGUGAAGAAGCUACUGCUUUGAAUUUGAAUAAUAAUAGUUUUACAGCUGGAUAACUAAGGAGGAUUUUAAAUCAAUGCCUUUCCCAAAGAUGUACAUAUUAUAAAGUUGUGAGAUAAAGAACUAAUGAAGAAAAAUAAACUAUUUUAUCAGAAAUGCA